Molecule: messenger RNA, 591 nt
Organism: Angiostrongylus costaricensis
Lineage: Eukaryota; Metazoa; Nematoda; Chromadorea; Rhabditida; Metastrongylidae
Source: the annotation of a GenBank genome assembly
AUGACUCUACUUUUGCGUGGAAGUUGUGUCCUUUAUUUUGCUAGGAGGUCGUUGUUUCGCUCGUCAUUUUAUCGCACAGAGAAAAGUGAUGGACACGACACUCUUCAGCGCACUGUGCUUGAGGAAGUUCUUGUCAAAGAGAAAGCGAAACCGACGAGUUUCACCGGAAAGGUUACUGAGAAAGCAUCUAAUACACUUCUUUAUGCUGCAGUGACAGGUGGUCUUGGCAUUUUGGGAGUUUUUGUUUAUCUUUUGGCAAGGGAAUUUCUUGCUGAAGGUAGUCCCCAGAAGUUUUACAGCGCGCUUGCCUUAAUAAGAAGGGAUGAGACUUGUCGAGAGCUUUUCGGUCCAACAAUCGCUGGUUUUGGCGAAGAAACCUCACGUGGACGACGUCGUCAUGUAGCGCACCAUAAAUACCAAAAAGAUGGUAAACAACGUAUUCGCGUCCUUUUCCACUUGAAGGGUGAACGUGAUGAAGGUAUCGCACAGGCGGAGAUGGAGCAACAAGAUGGUAAAUGGCAUUGGCGAUUCCUUUAUGUGGAAACGAAAAGACGGCCCAAAACCACUCAUGUAUUAAUAGACAGUCGAUGA